Molecule: messenger RNA, 3188 nt
Organism: Didymodactylos carnosus
Lineage: Eukaryota; Metazoa; Rotifera; Eurotatoria; Philodinida; Philodinidae
Source: the annotation of a GenBank genome assembly
GUUUAAAUGAUGGUGAAAAGGAAUAUGUUGAAUUAUGUAUGCUCAUCUAAAUGGUUAGCAUGAAGGAGGAGAACGUUUUGUUGGUGACUUCCUAGGAAUUCAGUGUUCACAUUGUUAAAAGAUGUAAAAACUUAUCACAAUAGAACCAAGAAGAUAGACGAAAAACCUGUUACUUUUACCACUUGAUAGCUUUUUUAAAAUAUAUUGUGUGAAAUAAAGGUACAAAAAUAUUAAAUGAGUUCGAUGAGUACGUCUGAUAUGCUUAAAGUUUCCGGGAUUGUCCCUGUGCGGUACACAUUGUCGAUGGUUCAAAGAGGUUGGCAGUACUGACGUUCUUAAUGGACAUGCUCUAUAAUUUAUUUUUUAUUUUAUUUUUAUUUUACUUUUUAUUUUUUAAUUACUGGAUUGCACGAUUGUAAGAAGCGGAGAUCAGCUAAAAAUAGAAGAAAAAGAAAAAUUGAUUAAAUAAACUGCUUUAAGUACACAAUUUUCUAUCCUUUCGUAAGAAAUAAUAAAAAAAACUAAAAAUGAAGUAAAACUCAGUUUUGACAAAAAAUACAUGAAAAAGAAAAAAAAAUGACUCGAUUCAUACGUACACGUUGUCAGGAACAAUAAAGGCUACUAGCACGAAGAAAAGAAUUCCAUUGAAUAGUAGACGGUAACAUGAGAUAAACAACAUUCACUAAUAACAUUUCCAUAGUUAUAAUGACUGAGACGGCGAGGGUGGAAAAAAUGAAUACAAAUAAUAGCAGAAGCAGCAAUGCAGCGAUGAAUCCUAUAUCCAAUGCUUUUAGGUAAUACAUUUUUGCUUCAAUAUAACUUUAUUUUCUUAGAGAUGCAUUACUUACACAUACAGAAUACAUUUGCGCAAAUGUUAAGUAAUAAACGGUUGUAUCUAAAAAAGCAUAUUUUAUUGCUUAAUAAAAACAGAUUCUGUUCGGUAGAUAAUGGUUAUAGGUAUUAUCGUUUUACAGAGUAUAAGCCAUCAUUAAAUAUGGCAAGAAUAAUGUUGUAUAAUCUGUGAAUAUUGCUGUUGUAUUCUCCAAAAAUGUUUUUUUCUUAUGGAUGAUAGGAAUAUACAGCUAAAUGUAUCGGUAAACUCUUAUCAAUUGUGUAAUAUUUAUGUCAUUUCAACAGAUAAGUGAAGAUAUUCGAGUGACUCCUGAUAGUCUUCUUUAGAUGUUCAAGAGUAUUAUACAUAAUGAUAAAUCAUAUAGCAUACUUAUAAUUUUGUUUAAUAUUAAUUGAUGAUGGUAAUUGCAUAGAAAUAAGACAUAUUUCUUUAAUCAUAAAUCAAGGCAUUAUCAAUAUCUUUUAGCUCGAUGGCACUGCAUGCUCUCAUCAGCGCAUAAUGAUCUGUUGGAGUACAUAUUACAUAGCAGUAAAGUGUUUGUUCGUGGCUACGAACUUAUAAAUAUUGUCGGUUAUAUUAUAUCAAUCCCAAUCGUUCAUAGUUCGAUGUCGAUUGAUAUAAAUCAAUAACCUUCCCAUGAAAUCGCAUAGCUGUCGUGUAACUAGCUAUCAAGGGUUAAAAAGAUAAGGCAGUUUAGUUAUUCGAAGUUACUACUGUUGAAAGUUAAGUUCUAUAAGAAUAUACGAAAAAAUAGAAUUGUUUAUGAAAGCUAUCCUUCUUUAUCUUGGCAUUCUUGGCACGUUUCUGACCAUAAUGUACAAACUAUUUUCGAAAAUGUAUGUGCGAAAUAUACCAUCCUAUCUUGUGUAGCAUCCUCCGAGCUACAAGAAAGAACUUUCCACGAGAAAUGAUUGUGACCAAAUGUAACCGGCGGUGAGUAAGAGUGUCUCAAAAAUAAGGGUAGUCGUACAAAAGAACUUGAGUAAUAAAUGUCUAAUAAAUAAAUUGGUAAUGCUCAAAUUUCUUUAGCAAACAAUUAUCAUCAUCUUGUGCAGGUAAAUGUUGUUAUGCAUUAAUCAUUAUCUUGAACCUGGCCAGAUGGAUAGAUUUGAAUGGUCUUUGGAUAGAGUUACCACUGAUGGUACAAGCUACACCUGAGAAAUGGGCAUUACCAUCUACUUUAGCACUCACCAUGAGCUUGGCUAAUAUAUUCCCGUUAAUUAUUAUCGUGUUAAGAUGCUGGCUAAGGAAUCGUUUUACGGAAAUACCAUUUAUGUACGUAAUUAUUGUUGUUGGAAUUUUUGCCUGUAUGGCAAUUGGUUUUGGAUGGAAAAUAACAAUGUUCGUGCUCGGUGAUGAACGGAGUAUUUGUCUGAUCAUCUCGGUAUUUUUAUUAGCGAUACUUGAUUCCUCAUCAACCUUGGUAUUUACAGAUUAUAUGAAACGGUUUCAUCCGUCCUAUUUAACUGCAAUGUUUUUUGGUGAAGGUUUGACUUCAGUAGUGCCAACAUUAUUAGCAUUAUUGCAAGGCGUUGGUGGAGAAAUCACAUGUAGAAGAAAUAAUUCUCUAACUGAUCAGUUUGAACCAUUGUAUAGUGAACCAAGGUUCAGUGUAUCGAUCUUGUUUUUCAUAUUAUCCAGUAUAAUAACAUGUUCGCUCAUUGCAUUUUUAAUACUAAGAUGGACAUCAAUUGUUUAUGUUGCUGAUGCUUUACAAAAGCUGACGACAAACAGUUAUAUUAGCGAUGAUAAUGAGAUGUUUCUUGUCAAUGGUGGCCUCAAAACUCCAAAACAAAAUGCUGAUUUAUCAACUAAACAGUUUUUUCUAUUGUUAUUCCUUUGUAUAAUAAACGCAUCAUUUAUUUUGGGUAUUUUACCAUCACUUAUUACAUACGCAUUAUUACCAUACGGUCAGAAAGCAUUUUAUUACUGUGUCAUUCUGGGUCCACUUGCUUAUCCACUGGCUGCUUGUCUCAAUGCAAAAGUUCCAACGGUGACGACGACGAUAAUUGUUUUUGGAUGUAUAAUAGGAUGUCUCGGCUGUAUAUAUAUUGUAAUAAUCGCAUUUCAAAGUCCAUGCCCAAUUAUGUCAGAUACAGUCCAUGGUGGUAUUAUAAUGAUAGGCAUUUGGUUGGUAUCGUCAUUUAUCUUGGGAUAUAUUUAUAUGGCAAGCGCUAAUCGAAUAAAACGUUCUUGGAAGAGAACUAGUGGGCUGUUUUGGCUUGGUGUUGCAGAGCAGCUAGGUACUUGUUUAGGUGUUAUACCAAUGUACCUCGUUAUUAAUACAUUUAAAUUGCUCAAAGAUCGACAACCAUGUCAAACAUAUUGUUUGUAA